This is a messenger RNA of Oxyura jamaicensis (ruddy duck), 2147 nucleotides long. RefSeq names its product E3 ubiquitin-protein ligase KCMF1-like. The coding region runs from base 548 to 1000 and encodes 150 amino acids. The transcript is spliced from 2 exons. The record is from RefSeq and is a predicted model, not a curated record. Lineage: Eukaryota; Metazoa; Chordata; Aves; Anseriformes; Anatidae.
UCUUUCUGCAACAGAGCUACCCUCUGGAAUAUGUAUUAAAGGUGGAUUUGGGGGGGAGAAUAAACCACCAACUGAAGUGAAAAUUGAAAUGGUUUCUUAGUAACUAUUUUGACUUGAAGAUAACAUUUUAGAACAUUGUUGCACAGGAUAUUGCUUAUAGGACAUUUCUCAUAGGUUGACUCUUAUUGGUUUAAAAAGCUUUAAGCUUUGAAUAUUUUAUGCACACUUCUUUACUCUAGAUGAGUCUUAAUCUUCCUUGCUCUAUGGGUUUUGAGAUAUGGGAUGCUUGUAAUGCCCAUGAAGCUUUCCAAAUCAAUAUGAUUUGUUCAUUAAUUUCAUUGAUGAAAGGUUUUAGAAAGCAAAAGAAUCGAUAUACUAGUAUUCAGGACAUAUUUAUGUUGUUGAUUGGUAUGUAUUUAAGCAGAUUUCACCAUAGAAACUUUUCUCUCUUCUGGCAGAGCUUUUAUCUCAGUUAUCAGGCGUGAGACGUUCUGCAGGGCAGCUCAAUUCUUCGGGCCCUUCUGCUUCUCAGUUACAGCAGCUGCAGAUGCAACUGCAGUUGGAGCGACAGCAUGCUCAAGCAGCAAGACAACAACUGGAGACUGCACGCAAUGCAACUAGACGCACUAACACAAGCAGCAUCCCCACCACUCUUACACAAUCUGUAGCAGCAACCAAUACAUCUAACACAGAAAACAUUCAACAGACUAUUCAGAAUUCCCAGUUUCUUCUUACAAGGUUGAAUGAUCCUAAGAUGUCAGAAGCAGAGCGUCAGUCAAAGGAAAGUGAACGGGCAGACCAUAGCUUAUUUGUUCAAGAGCUUCUACUAUCUACUUUGAUGCAGGAAGACAGUUCCUCCUCAGAUGAGGAUGAGCGGGGAGAAAUUGCUGAUUUUGGUGCUAUGGGCUGUGUAGAUAUUAUGCCUCUAGAUGUUGCUUUAGAAAACCUAAAUUUAAAAGAUAAUAAUAAAGGAAAUGAGCCUCUUCCGCCUCCUCUUUGAUGGCAUCCCAUUUUGCAGACAAUGUCCUCUGUGCUGUAUUUGCCAAUGAAAUUGGACAACUAUCUUGGGUUUGUUUUGGUGAUUGUAAUUUCAGGUCUGUUGCUCUUGUUACAUUGUGUACAUUCAAAGGAAGAGAGAAAAGAUAUAUAUGAUAAUCAUUUCCACUUAACCAAUUUUUACUUUUAGCAGGUAAAUAUAGGUUGCAGUGCAGAGAAAAAAGUUCUGUGUCCCAUAGCUUGACAUGCAAAAAGCUCUCCUAAUACUCCACAUUCAAACUGAAGGGGAAAAAAUGAAAAAUCUCUAGUGAAGCUGCUGUGUGUAUUUAUGACUAUUAAUGAAUAAAAAUUGCUUGGAUGGUUUACCUUAACUACUGCAUGAUGUUUUUUUGCAGCGUGCAUGAGUUUUAGUGACCUUGUCAUUUAAAAAAAAUAAAAAGUACAAGUAGUAAAAGUAUAAAAUCCCAAAGCUUUCCCAUUAUUCAAAGGUAAUGUGACAAAAAAAGAUUAAUACUCACUAGCAGUUUGUAGCGAUGAAGUAGCCUUUGAGUAACAUAUGACCAAUGACCUUUUCUAUGUACUCUCCCUGUGUAUUAAUGCAAACUCUGCAGUGGGCUAUAUUGUUAUUUCCGGGGUGUGGUGUUUUGCUAUACUGUAACCACUAUGAUGCCCUGUUAGCCAUCAUAUUCAUAUAGAAUUCAACUUUUUAUACAUCAGUAGGAGACAAAAAAAAAAAAAAAACAAGGACCACUACUGGGAAUCUACCACAAAGCGCUUCUGAGUGCCCUAAAAACAAAUUUCAUUCAUUAUUCUUUAAAGCUUUCGUUUUUGUGUUUAAUUUCUUUUAACUGUUAAAUAUACUUUAUUUAGGUGUAGAUGAUGCAUAUAUUCACUGCUGGGGGAGGGGGAGAAUUAACCUGGAUUAUGUUAUCUUAGUUCUAAGUCUUCACAGUCCUUAUCAUUUUGAGUUAUUUAUGUAUUGGCUUCAUAGCUUGCAGAGACUUCUCAGUAUCAGGAAAGCUUGAGGAUUUGAUUCCCAGAUAUCUCCAUAUGUUAUAACUGAAUUCUUAAUGCUAAUUUCCUAUUAAUCUUUAUUUAUUGGGUUUUGGGGUUAUAUUUCUGACAUAAAAAAAUAAAGUGUUUUUAAUUGA